AUGAGCUCCGGCGACGACGACAACGACGCUACGCGUCACCGCUUCUUUGCAGCGUGCGCCAAGGGCGACGUGACCACGGUCACCGAGACCCUCGCGCUUGGCGACGUCGACGUCAACGACGUCGACGACGACGGCAAUGGCGCACUCUUGCUCGCGUGUAAAUACGGGCAGCUGGACGUCGCCCAGCUUCUCUUGCUUCAUCCGUUUCUAGAUGUGAAUGCAUUCAACGACGUGGGCUAUACGCCGCUGAUGGAAGCCGUCGAUGCGAGCCACCCCGCGCACGUGGCCGCACUCCUCCAGCACCCGAGCAUCAACGUUGAAGCGACGGCGCCGGGCGGGUCCACGGCGCUCAUGCUCGCCUGCAUCCAAAACGAAGUCGAGAUUGUUACGCACCUGCUCGCGUACCCUGGUCUCCGUGUCCACCACGGCCUCGAGCGCACGGGCAUUACCCCCUUCAUGAUGGCCGGCGCCGUCGACGUCGUCCGCUUUCUUCUGGACCAGCCGCGUCUUCGCGUUAACCAAGUCGAUGCGAACGGCUACUCGGGGCUAUUGCUGGCGUCGGACGGGGGGCAUUCAGACGUUGUCCGGCUGCUCUUGCCCCAGUCCGACAUCAACCUUGUCGACGUGAGAGGGGUCUCGGUGCUCAUGUAUGCGGCGCAGCAAGGCCGGACCGAGAUUGUGUCAUUGCUCCUCGCGCAACCGGGGCUCGACGUCAACUGCACCGAUAGCGACGGCAACUCGGGCUUGGUGCUCGCGAGUGCGCACGGGUAUCCCGACACUGUCGACUACCUCUUGGACCUGCCGCGCAUCGACGUCAACCUCGUCAACACGGACGGCAUGACGCCGCUGCUGCUCGCGAUUGCCGACGACCACGCUGGUAUCGUACGGCAGCUCUUGGCCGAGCCCACGAUCGACGUCAACGCGCCCGACGGCGAGGGUCGGACGCCACUCAUGGCCGCCAGCCUCUUUGGCCAUUGCGAGAUCACGCGCGCGUUGCUGAGUCAUCCGCACGUGCUUGUCAACGCCCAAGACGAGGAAGGGUCGUCAGCGCUAUACUACGCGUCGGCCCUCGGCUUUGUUGAUAUUGUGGACGCCCUUCUCGACGCGACCAAGGACAUUCAAGUCAAUGCCACGACGCUGACGGGGAUGACGCCGCUCAUGGCUGCGAUGGACCGUGACCAUGAUCGUGUGGUUGCGACCUUACUCAAGCACCCUGCUAUUGUCGUGCCCGAGGCCAAGCGCGACGCUGCCCACGCUCCGUAA
This is a messenger RNA of Saprolegnia parasitica CBS 223.65, 1263 nucleotides long. RefSeq lists its product as hypothetical. The record is from RefSeq and is a predicted model, not a curated record. Gene Ontology annotation, molecular function: protein binding. The transcript has 12 exons. The coding region runs from base 1 to 1263 and encodes 420 amino acids. NCBI's taxonomy places the organism in Eukaryota, Oomycota, Saprolegniomycetes, Saprolegniales, Saprolegniaceae.